ACCAAUUUCAACUCAUAAAAAGCAAGGCUUGUUUUACAUUUUUUUCUUUCUUUUUUUCUGUGCAUAUAAAUUUCUAUUAAAAAUGGUGCAGAAAAUAACAAAGCCAUUACCGUAUAAGCAACUAGCCAUUAUCUGUGUCUGUCGUUUUGCAGAACCCAUUUGUUUUACUGUAAUUUUUCCCUUUAUAGUUCAGGUAAAAUGAGCAGUAAAUAUUGCCGCAAAUGGGUUUAAUUUUUUGUCAUUAGAUGGUUAGAGAUUUUCAUAUAGCAGAAGAGAGUAGUGUAGGCUAUUAUGUAGGCCUCAUUACAUCAUGCUUUGCUCUUACUCAACUAUUAACCGGUAUUCAUUGGGGUAUGCUUUCAGAUCGAAUUGGUAGAAGACCCGUCAUCCUUCAGGGUCUUAUUGGUACAAUUACCAGUAUUUUGCUGUUCGGUUUAUCAAAGUCAUUCAUUUGGGCCCUUUUGUCUCGUAGCUUAUGUGGUCUACUUAAUGGUAAUAUUGGUGUGUUGAAAAGCAUGGUGUCUGAAUUAACCAUUGAUCAUUUACCUCAUCAAAGAGCACAGGCCUUUUCCUUGUUACCAUUGGUAUAUGGCUUAGGCUCUAUCAUUGGCCCAAUGCUUGGUGGUUUCUUGUCACACCCAGUCUCCAAUUAUCCCAAUGUCUUUGGAAAUCUAGGUCCUAUUACUGAUUUCUUGACUGAAUACCCUUACUUUUUACCCUGUUUUAUUUCUGCUUCUAUCUGUAUUCUUGGAUUCGUAUUCGGUGUCUUCUUUUUGGAAGAAACCUUACAUGUUCAUUCUGGAAACGAUGGAAAACAAACGGAUGAAGAAGAGACAUUAUUGAUUAAUAAUGAAUCAGAUGAUACACAACAUAACUAUUCGACUUUUAACGAUAGCAACAGCAAUACACAACAUUCACCCACACCUACAGUCAAUGAUAAGCAUACACCUCCUACACUUAAAGAAUCAUUGACACCAGCCGUCGUUGCCAUUUGCAUUGUAUAUGGCUUCUUUGCACUACAAGCUGUGUUUAUGGACGAACUCUUCCCAUUAUAUACUGCAAGUAGUAGAGAUAGUGGCGGUUUGGGCUUUUCGCCUAAUGAAAUUGGUAUUGCCCUUAGUUUUGCUGGUGUAGUUACCUUGAUUGGUCAGAUUCUCAUCUUGCCUACAUUAACUCGAAAAUUUGGUCUUUUACGUCUAUUGCAGAUAGUCUUGUUUCUCCUAGUCUUUUUAUACCUUUCUCAAGGCGUGAUUCGAUUAUUGUACUACUUGCCUGAUUCCAAUGGUCAAACAGACACUAAAUUAUGGGUUUGGGUUGGCUUGCUGAUUUCUUUGGCUAUUAAGACCAUUGGUCAUACUAUUUGUUUUACUGGAUGCACCAUUCUGGUUAACAAUGCUGCUCCUAGAGCGGAUGCAUUGGGUGCAGUCAAUGGCUUUUCUCAAUGUUGUGCUAGUGCUAUGCGUGCCCUUGGUCCUGCCAUUUGCGGUACAAUUUGGUCAGCAUCUUUGUCUGCUGAUUUCUUGCCAUACAUCGCACGGGUCAAUACAACAUUUUUUGUCUUGGCUUGUAUUGGAGCCAUAACGUACAUUUUGAGCAAGCGCUUGGAUCCAAAUGAUUAUGAGACAGCUCAAGCUAGAGAGGAGGUUGUACAUGUUGAUGACGAAGAUAGCGAAAGUCAUUAGAAUCAAAGCAUUUUAUUUUAUUUUAUUUGCAUAAACAUUGUUUAGAAACAUAUUUUAUAAACGACAAGAAUUUUUACUUAUUUAAAACUUUACAAACAUUCUUAUUAAAAAAAAAGGAAAAGGUCCAUA
Messenger RNA from Gilbertella persicaria, 1811 nucleotides. RefSeq names its product major facilitator superfamily domain-containing protein. Gene Ontology annotation, molecular function: transmembrane transporter activity. The coding region runs from base 246 to 1682 and encodes 478 amino acids. Gene Ontology annotation, biological process: transmembrane transport. NCBI's taxonomy places the organism in Eukaryota, Fungi, Mucoromycota, Mucoromycetes, Mucorales, Choanephoraceae. The transcript has 6 exons. The record is from RefSeq and is a predicted model, not a curated record.